Clonostachys byssicola is the source of this 3918-nucleotide messenger RNA. The record is from the annotation of a GenBank genome assembly. NCBI's taxonomy places the organism in Eukaryota, Fungi, Ascomycota, Sordariomycetes, Hypocreales, Bionectriaceae.
AUGGCAACUCGCCCGGAAUUAAGUAGAAGGGUAUUCCGGUUGAGAGGCUUGCCGAACCGUGUUGGUGAUCGAUCAGAUGUGUCCCAGCUGCUCAGCGAAGUCGUGAACAUCCCCGAGGAACGGGUUGAGGUCUGCUCGCUCGCCAAAACCUGCAACAAGUGGGAAUCGCUACCUUCCAAAGUCGCGACUAUCCGUUUCCAAGUUGUACCAGACUGCCUAAGCUCUACAUCCCACCUUGACGAAUGGGAAUUUCCCUUUGCAGAGGAGCCAGGACAGUGCCUGAUUCUCGACACGCAUUUUCAAGGCCUGACAGCUCUCAAUGACGUAAAAUCAGAAGACCACCACACAGACUGUAUUGCCAUAUCUGGUUUAGCAAGCCAUCCUUUUGGAUCAUGGCAACCACAUGGAGACGAUAAGAGCUUUAUGUGGAUUAGAGAUGAGCUCCCAAGAUCAGUGUUAGGAGUCCGAACAAUAAUAUAUGGCUAUAAGUCCGAGCUUCAUGGCAGCGAGUCAUUUCAGACCAUAAGCGAUAUCGCAGUUAGCUUUAUCCACCAACUAAAAGCUGGGGGAUGGAACCUCGACUCCUCGAAGCCGAUUGUGUUUCUAGCUCACAGUCUAGGCGGAAUAGUGUUGAAAGAUGCUAUCGUCCGAAUGGCUGGAGUGGAGAGCGUUAUGAGUAUCCUAAAUAAGUUCAAAGGCGCUAUCAUGUUUGGAGUUCCUAGUCUUGGGAUGCACCAGUCUCAUUUAAUGACAAUGGCCAAGGGACAAGCUAAUGAAUCUCUAAGCCAGGAUCUUUCCCGAGAAAAUGGCAGUGCAUAUCUCAGACGAUUAAAUAAGGGCUUUGAGGGACUCUCGAUUCUUCAAAAUGCCCGAAUAUACUGGGCUUAUGAAACUAAAGAGACAAGAACCGUCCAACUGGAAAAUGACAAAUGGACCAAAAAUGGGCGUCUCGAAGUUCUAGUGAACCCAGAUUCUGCAACAUGCGGCCACAAAGUCGGAGACACAAAAGUCAUGACUAUUCCCAUCAAUGAAAAUCAUUCCAAUAUCGUUAAGUUCUCUAGGGGACACAAGGACUUACCCACCAUCAUACAGACUAUUUCUGAGUUGUGUUCCCAGGAAUCAAAUUCUGGGUCAUCAGUUCAUAAUACCGAGAAACCGGGGGGCAGGUCUAAAAUUCUAGAAUCGUAUCUUGAGCUCCCUGCCUUAUUUGAAGAGGACCGUAUCACCCUCAAGGAUCUAGAUUCCAUGCUUUUGACUAUUCAAGAAUUGCACGACCUCUGUCCAGCCGAAUUAGACUUCCGUGCUAGCCAAAUUGAGGACCCUUUUCAAAAUACCUUCGACUGGGUUUUUGACACCACUUCUUUCUCGAGUUGGCUACAGGAAGGGACAGGCCUUUUCUGGGUGAAUGGGAAGCCUGGUUCCGGAAAAUCUACGCUGAUGAAAUAUAUAUGGAAGAAUAAAUAUACUCGCGACCUUUUACAUGACUGGAGGCGAAGUUCCUCGAACAUCGAGGAGAUUGUUGCCAGUUUUUUCUUCCACUACCGAGGCACAGCUCUCCAGAAAUCCUUCGAGGGGCUUUUACGGAGCCUCGUUGUUCAACUGAUAUCAUCUCACGAUACUCUAUUUCAGAAACGCUGGGGUACAUUCCGUCAACUGAAAAUGCAGGCAUCGCAGUUGAUAUCCGAGCGGAAAGAUGUACUGACUAAGAUGCAUCGUCUUGAGAGCCCCGAAGAGACGUUGAGCCCCGAAGAGACGUUUAGCCCCGAAGAGAUGUUGCGUCGGAAAGAAGAGAUGCGUCAGUUAGAAGAGACGCUGCGUCGGAUAGAUCAAAGCCUUCAAGAGGCUGGGUCCGAGUUGAAAAAUAUGGCUAGAAAGUUCCGACAACAUGCAAAUGCACCCAAUACUAGGUUCUUAUCCACAGUGACCCAGACGUUUCGGAAUUCUCGAGGAGGGCUACUACAUCAGCUUGAGACAACUUUGCACCAGAUCCUCAACCAAGAUGCGAUAAGGAUGGACAUCGUCUUGUUCUUCGACGCACUCGACGAAUUUGACGGUCACCUUGAUAUGAUAAGCAAGUUCCUGAAAGGACUUGUAAAGGACCCAAAACUGAAUCGGAUUAAAGUGUGUUUCUCAAGCAGACCUUGGGAAUCGCUCGAGGCACAUUUCUCAAACGAGCCAGGCUUUAGACUUCAAGACUACACGACUCACGACAUUGCAACUUAUGCUGCUGGAAGUUUAGUCGGUCUGAGCCUGGAUAAUUCGUCUGUUUCUCGACUUGUCAAUGAGAUAAUUUCAAGGGCCAAUGGUGUAUUUCUAUGGGUCCGCCUCGCAGUCAAGGAGAUGAUCGAUGCCAGCUCCCACACCAAUGCGCCUGUUUCCUUACGACAGAUGGAAGAUACGCUAAAGAGGCUCCCUGGCAAUCUUUACGAGUUUUACAAGCUCAUUGUUGAGCGCAUCGCUCAUACUAUUCGCCCAAAUACAUAUGCACUCCUGGAACUCAUGAUACGCCGUCGUGACUUGGGUGUCUCGGUCGAUUAUGCAUGGAGCGCCGUUACUAUUGCGUAUUGUUGCACCCAUCAAGAAAGUAAAGCUAAGUGGGAGAGAGAUCACGUUGUUUCCUGGCGAAACCCGAAUCGGGCACAAGUACGAGAAUGGCAGAAGGGUGAUAUCACGAUUUGGGGCGGGGGCCUCGUUGAAAUCAAUGACGAUACUGUGCAAGUAAUGCACCAGACGGUCCUAGAAUUUAUCACGGGGUUCUCAUUCAAGAGAGAUGUCCUCGGGGAGCUUUCCAGCAUUGUGGUGGAGAACGGCCAUUGUUUUCAUUUCAAGUAUUUGUGCUCGAUAGCCUCGGAGAGUAUUCUAGAUACGAGUACAAGGGCAGAAUUGCGGUACCACGGGGAACAGUUUGAACUAACCACGGGGAACAGCCAGCUGGCAUAUAUCAGAAGCCUACCAUGGAGAACAUUCAGACUCUUGCUUGACGAGUCAGCCUAUGCUCUGAAAAGUACCGAUGAAUUGUUUUUGAAAUGUGUCGUCUCAAAUGGCUUGCUUCUUUGUCUCAAAGAAUGGGUAACCGAUAAUCCCAACAAAGUCAGAGACUUCAGCCCAUCCAUAACAAUUCCCUUUCCAUUGCUUAGCGAUCUAUUCUUUCUGGGCAGCUCCGGAGCGUUGCCUAGCAGAUAUAUCCGCAUGAUGCGUCUACUGCUUGAGAAUGGCUUUAGAAUUCGACAAGACCCUUGCAUCUUUGCCACGUUAAUAGAACGAAUAUGGAAAUUGGAGGCGAAUCAUGAGACCAGGGAGGAUAUCCGCGUCCCAAUCUCGAUACUGCAUGAGCUAUUCAUGCUGUUGUUAAAGAAUAAGCAAGAGACCAAUACUGUUAUUCGUCUUAAGGCUAUUUGGGCUCAUCCUGAGGCGGCGUGCGGGGUGAAGCCACUCCACGUUCUUCCGCCACAUCUGGCCCAAGUUCUAAUUCAGCAUGGCGCAGACCCUGAUGGUUGUGAUGACCACGGCAGAACCCCAUUGGAUUGGAUUCUAAAACUCCCACAUGGAUGUAUCCGCAGCAAUCGGGUGUAUGACACGCAAUGGCGAUACUAUUUGUGCAAAGUUCUGGCAAGUGUUGGCGGUCGAACUGCGUACUGCAAUCGCCAUGAUUGGAUGAACGCCUUGAAUCAAUUUGAAUUCGAAGGGUACAAUACUACCUGUCUUCACGAGAGCCCUACGGGUAGGGCUUUCGCUGCUAGAACUAUACAACCCGCGGCUAGUCCACGAUAUCGAUUAAGAAGCUCAAUUUCCACAAACAACACGGUAAGAAAGCGCAGCACCGGCAGCGACCCAUCCACGGAAAGAAUUCGCUCAAUAAAUGAUCAAUAUCGCCGCUACACUAAACGUGGCCGACGUUCUGGGCGUAAUGCAGGAUGA